Molecule: messenger RNA, 1490 nt
Organism: Xiphophorus hellerii (green swordtail)
Lineage: Eukaryota; Metazoa; Chordata; Actinopteri; Cyprinodontiformes; Poeciliidae
Gene: tmem263
Product: transmembrane protein 263
Exons: 3
Coding region: 494-847 (117 amino acids)
Source: RefSeq, a predicted model, not a curated record
UUUCUUUUUCUUUUUCGGACACCUAAGAGCCAUGACGUUAUAACCACAGGUUCAUGGCGAACUCGGACGCUUAUUUCAGUUUCAGCGGAGUAAACCGGAGGUUUGGAUGUCGAACGUUAUUGUGUAAAACCGUUGAAAAUCCGCGAGCGACGUGACGUGACGUGCGAGCUAGAAGAUUCUACACGUUUACCUUAAAGCGCGAGCAGUUACAGUGGUUGAUGGCGUCGACCACACUCAGAGCGAUAACGUGUCUUUAAAGUCCUAUAAUUUGGGGGUUAACUGCGUUAAAAGCCGUCAAACAACGCAUAUCCGACUCUACGAGAAUGUGUGUAGAAGUUGACGUUCGUAUAACGUUGCAGGCAGCUAGCAUAAAUUGUUUUGACUUGGUUUGUUACUUUUUUUUGGAGGGGUAAACUCGUACAAUUAUAUAUUUAAAAUCCACUCAAGGAAUGAUUUAACGUCCAUCAGUUAAUUCACUGACGCAACUUCCUGAAUGAGUCAGGCUGAGCAGGUGCCUGAGGACAUGCCUGCAUGCCAUACAGAUGAGCCAGAAGCUACAGACGCCAACAAGGACCACCCACAGACACAAUCGGGGAUGUUCGGCAGGUUGGCGGGGGGGUUGUAUGGAGCCACCAAAGCUACAGUGGGUGGCGUGACUUGGAUAGGAGGAAAGAGCCUGGACCUCACUAAGACAGCUGUCUGCACUGUAGCUGCCGUGCCUGUAAUGGGAGUGGGGCUGGUGAAGGGGGGAGUGUGUGCCGUGGCUGGCGGCGUGACCGCGGUUGGAUCUGCAGUAGUCAACAAAGUUCCUCUAGGAGGCAGCAAAAAGAAAGACAAGUCUGACUGACAUGGAGCAGAGGAGACUGGACACACAGCUCACACUCCUGUAGAUGUUUUUACAUUUGUAAGCGGGAGAAAAAGCAACUAAAGACUUAGAGCUGCAGUUUGCAAGUUAUGUUGUUGUCUUUGUGUCAUUUUUAUGUAACUAGAGAUAAAAUUCACAAUUGUUUAAUUAUGUUUUAAAAAUUGUACAUAAAAAGAAAGCAAUACAGCACACCUGUUCUCAUUCCUUCUGAUUCAAGACAAUCGAUGAUGAUUUGUGCCUUAUAAGGAGUUGUUCCUUUCAUCUGGAAAUAAUUCACUUUCAGCUGGUAAAUACUAGAAACACUCUGAGUCUGAUUUCUAAUUACUCCUCUUCAGAUAAAUACACGUACUGACAAAUGAUAAGAUAAACCUGAUCAAGGACAUGGUAGGUAAAGUCGUUUUUUAAUGUAGAUUUUUAUGGGUUGGUUUAUUGUGUUUAACCUGAACAUUUUGGUUCCAUUUCAAUGUGCAUGUUUCUCAGAUGUACUGUAUGUCUUCCUUGUGGUAAUCUUCUCACCUUAGUAGAAGAUCCCUGCUUUAGACAUUUUAUUAUUAUUUUUAUUACAAUAAAUGCAUUUUAUUACUGUGCAAAGGACUUUUUGUAAUUAAAUCUUUUCUUAUUUGUA